Anopheles maculipalpis is the source of this 3649-nucleotide messenger RNA. RefSeq lists its product as uncharacterized. The transcript is spliced from 6 exons. NCBI's taxonomy places the organism in Eukaryota, Metazoa, Arthropoda, Insecta, Diptera, Culicidae. The record is from RefSeq and is a predicted model, not a curated record. The coding region runs from base 11 to 3649 and encodes 1212 amino acids.
AAACAAAACAAUGGCUUCUGCGAUUGACAAGCGUCCCAAUCUCCGCAUAUCGGAUGUGGAAGAACUGAUGCGAGAAACGGGCAUGGACCAAUCGGACACGGGAAUCGGUAUCGUGAACUACUUCCGGCGUAGACAGGCAGAUUUCCACCGAGGACGGCUCUUUGAUGGUUCGGACAAUCAGAUUAACUUUCGGCUGGAUAAUUUACAACCAGUACAGCACCAACCAGCACAGUCACAACCUCUAGCAGCAAGCACAGACGACGCCGAAAACAGUGCAAACGUUGCCAUGGAAGCAGAGGCCGCUGUUGUGCUAGUUCGACCACUGUCGGAACUGUCUGUGGCUGAUAGUAGAGUGCCAUUGUUUGUAAGUGCCGGUCGGGCAGCUUCUAAUUCUCCAGCACGCAGCACAUCAAGGCCACUUACAAGCACCGUAUGUAGCCCUCCCGGCAGAAGCACGGUUCACGUUAGCCCGAUGGUAUCCAUGUCCAACAGAAAGAGCUCAAACAAUCUGCAACGUGAACUCGUUCUACAGAAGCACAAACGAGAAAAUCAAAUGAAAAUGGAAUUUCUUCGCAAUACCGCUUCCCAGCUGGCAUCGAGCACACCGAUUGCAGGUGAACGUUCGGAGCGUCGGGGCGAAAAUUUGCUCGACCUGAGGGAAACGAUUUCUCCCAUCCAUGAGGACACAGUGCAAACCACACCAGUACACGCAACCCGGCCAGUGAGUGGGGUGCACCGAGAAAAGCAAGUUUCGCCGUCGGGGCCGUCCACUACACAUGCUCGUGCCAUACGUACCCCGAUCCCUGCUACCCAAGAUGCGCCGGACGGAAUGGAUCGAGCUGGUCGCGAAACCACACCUCCUCCACAGUUGAAUGAGAAUGGUGUGGUUGUGGUACCGGAAACACCUAGUCCGGUGCGUAAAUCAUCUCGUAUACCGAACACUCCGCUGAGUGGACUAUCGUUAACAAAACGUACAUCCCAUCUAGCCAUUCCGGGAGUGUUAGCAUAUCUUGGGAAGGGUAAAUCUCCCCGCACAAUUGAAGUUCGAAGUUCCGCUCCCUCUACACCAUCACGAAGUAUUCUGAAGAAUCGAACAAGUAGAUUGAAUUCGACCAAACAUAGAGUCAGCUUUUCGGAGCAAUUGUUUGUCGUUCGGGAAAGUCCACCCUCGUCGAAGAGUUCGCAUAUGACAUCGGAUGAAGACGAAGUACAAGACAUAGUCAACGACCCAGCAAACCCGGUUCAGGAACGGGCUGGCGAUGGGGAAGAAAAUGCUCAACAGUUGCGAGAGUUGUUCAGAGUGAGUCGCUCAAAUGCUGUCGAAGAAUGGGACGAAAACGCGUUGCAAGAAACACCCGAGAGGCACAAUAAUCGUACGAACGGAGACGCAGUUAACAUGAUUAUGGACGAUUGGAACGAAACGGAGUCGCGACGGAUGGAGUUGAAUGAACCGCAGGAGGACCGUGAGUUACCGGUCGCCCAACGUACUAUCAAUAAUUCGAUUGCGAUCACCAACAUCGACACACCGCGUACAGUGAUGAUGGACAUUUUCGAUCCACCGUCCGCUUUUUGUGAUGUUGACGAGCCCGCACUGGAAGUUCCGCCUUCGCAGGAACCUAGUCAAUCGCGCAAACGGAAGGCAGAAGAAGAAGGAGGUAUUGGCGGAGACGGCAAUGACGAUAACGACAGUAGCAGUUCUGCUCGUCGAAGCUCGAUCCACGAAAACAACGACCAAAUGCCUAGGGUUUCGCCGAGGAAAAUUUGCAAACCCACUUCAAACGUCACGAUUAACAAUACGCACCACACCGAGCGUUUAAUGAGUGUGGAUUCACCGAACGAUCAUGUACCGUUAGAUAUGAUACAAGCGGUCGACAUGAUCCACAGCCGUGUCAAUUCCGAGCUGGGGGUGAAUCCUGGUGGUGCACGCGAGCUCGCCGACGAGCGACGAAUCACGCUAAACAUUCCCUCAAAACGACGCACCAUCAAGACAAAGGUACACCCGGAUGCGGAAUUGUACAUAAAAACGAUCGAAAAUGCUUGUUCGCAAGAAAGGAUAACGAACCAUCAGCGUAAGGAUCGGCGAAAAUUGUUUGCCCACCAAAUGUCGGAAGCACAGAAGGAAAAUGAAGCUGAUGAUGAGCCACAACCAUUGCCAGCAACCCAAGACACCGUUGAUUCGGUCGUGCAGGCGGACAAUCAACAGAAUCAGCUGCUUUAUGGGCUUAAAUCGUUGAUAGUUCCUGUGCAGCGCUUGUCGCUCAACACCAUUAAUAGAGCCAUAAAUCCCGAUGUGGUGGAUACGAAAGAAAUGGACAUCAAUGCGCAGCGCGAACAGGCCGCCAUCGAAUCUCCAAUACAGGAGAAACAAAACGAAGAACAGAACGAAAAGGGUGAUCGUCCGAAGAGGAUCGAUCGUGGUGAGCAGAAUGAUGAGAGCGCAGAUGAGGAAUGGGAUCGUCCCGCAAAGGGCAAAUCGAAGGGCAAAUCGAAAUCGAAAAACAAUGCUAAGAAAAAAAAACAAUCAAGAAAGUCCGAUGUAAUGUUUGACAAAUAUUUAAAAAAUAUAUCGAACGAAAUACGGCAUCAAAUCGAAAGCGAAGGUCCCCGCCGUAGUCACCGUAAUCGGCGACUGGCUGCCGAGAUACUGCGCAACAACCCAAACACAUUGCAAACCGAUGCACCGAAGUAUGUAAUGCCGACGAUUAAGGAUGUCUUAAAGUACUAUCAAUUGUCUGUGAAGCCCAGCAGCAAAUCGAAGAGUAAGGGCCAAACUUCCUCCAAAACAGCUAAUCAUAAGGAGUCGGAAAUUGUCAAAAAGUCGAAAGAGAAUGUCCCUCCAACGGUAACAUUGCCGGAUGGGGAGAAGAAACCGAAGACCAGAGGCAGACCGAAAAAGGAUCCUCGAACAGAGCCAGAAAUGUUCGACGCUGAUGGAUUUCGCGUACCACCCAUCCCGAUGGGCGAUGCGAUACCGGGAUCAUCGUCAGCUGUUGAAUGUUCUGAAAUGGUUGAUUCGUCUAGUCCUAACCUUCCGCCAGGUGUUUCGAUCGAUUCGGGUCUUUCAUCCGCCGUUAUGACGGGUGAUGAUGCACCGACGAAAAUGAAAAAACGAACUAAAAUUUCCUCGAAGCAACAUACCGCAGCAGACCAACAGGAACCGUGCUGUUCGUACGAUUCGUCUUCGUUAAACCCACCAACGACCAGAGAAGUAAUGGACGAGAAGCGUAAAACGCUCGAUUGGAUGAUGAUGCUGAUGGAGAAGCAACCGUAUCGUCCUCCGGCGUUGCCAAUGGUAGAAGUGCAAGGCUUUACCCAUCUGUCGCUGGAACAUUUGGUGUUCCAUGAGAAGGAUGGUAUCGGGUACUCGUUCUACGUCUACUCGAACGGGGACAAUUUUGGCUUUUUACGGUUUCCGCCCAAUACAUCCAAACGAAGCACACGCACCAGAGGAUGUUCGUUGAAAUUUCUUAUUCUUAGUGGUUCGGCAGACUUCUCAAUCAACGAAGUUAGAGUAACGGCUGUUGGAGGUGAUUUUUUGAUGAUACCGCUCGAUUCAUCGUAUUACAUUGUGAAUGGACCGGCCACAACACUCAUGUUUAUGAUAAAAUCCAGUGCAGAUCUACGGUUGUCUGAAAAUACUGUUGGCUAA